AUGUCAAGUUUAACCAAUAAUACUACAAAUCGAAUAUCAUCAUCAUCAUCAUCAAUUACGACAAACAAUACUAACUAUUCACAAUCAUCAUCAUUUAAUAAUACUAAUAAUAAUACUAACAACAACAAUAAUAAUAAUAAUAAUAACAAUAAUGCAGUUAAUACAAGCAAUGAUUGUGACACAUCAAUAUCAACAUCUUCACCAGCAACUUCUACGCUUGGUUUAACAGCAAUGGGUUUAGCAGCGGCAAGUCUUGCUUCUAUAACAGCUAAUAAUAUGACAAAUUCAGACAACACCGAAUGUGAUUCAAAACGUAACGUUUCAACACCUUUCAAAUUAUAUUCAAAUACAUCUGAUGAUCCCUAUGCUAGUUUUUAUGCUCUAAAUCGAACAUUAUCACAACCUCCGCCACCACCCCCACCAUCGUCAUCAUCAUCAACAUCACCAUUUAAUAUUAUGAGUCAAUCAUCAAAUAAUAAUUUACAAUUUAUGUCUAAUCCAACAGGUCAAUCUGAUAGUGGAGCAUUCAAAAAAAUCAAACAUGAAUCUCUUUUAUUAAAUGCACAUCCAUAUCAUCAACUUCAACCAUACAAUCCUCAUUAUCCACAUGUUCCUGUACCAUCACUUAACCUUCAAUCAACACCUAAUAAUAAUAAUAAUUCAAAUAAUCUUUCUCCAACACAUUCAACAAAUUCAAGUCAAUCAUCUCAUCAUUCAUUAUCAAAUCCUGCAAGUCAAUGUCCAACACCAGCAAGACGUCGACAUCGUACAACAUUUACACAAGAACAAUUAGCUGAACUUGAAACAGCAUUUGGUAAAAGUCAUUAUCCAGAUAUUUAUUGUCGCGAAGAAUUAGCAAGAAUUACAAAAUUAAAUGAAGCUCGUAUUCAAGUUUGGUUUCAAAAUCGAAGAGCUAAAUAUCGAAAACAAGAAAAACAAUUACAAAAAGCUUUAUCACCUGUUCUCUCACCAUGUAAUGCAAUGAUGAGAAAUUUCUAUCAAACAUCAACUGGAAGACCUUAUCAAUAUGGUACAGGACAUACAGGUACAAAUUCUGUUGUAUCAAAUCAAAUACGUUAUCCACCAGCGGGUGUUGCUUAUUCACAAUUUUCACCAUUAACAGCUGGUAUUCGACAGGACAAUCCAUUAUCUUUUCAAGAUACUGAUUGGUAUAACAAAAGUCUCUCAUCAUUUCGUGUCGAUCAUUCAUCAAUGCUUCAUUAUCCGGCUUGA
Adineta steineri is the source of this 1233-nucleotide messenger RNA. Lineage: Eukaryota; Metazoa; Rotifera; Eurotatoria; Adinetida; Adinetidae. The record is from the annotation of a GenBank genome assembly.